Messenger RNA from Penicillium cosmopolitanum, 1839 nucleotides. RefSeq lists its product as uncharacterized. Bases 1 to 1839 code for a protein of 612 amino acids. NCBI's taxonomy places the organism in Eukaryota, Fungi, Ascomycota, Eurotiomycetes, Eurotiales, Aspergillaceae. Gene Ontology annotation, biological process: transmembrane transport. The record is from RefSeq and is a predicted model, not a curated record. The transcript has 4 exons. Gene Ontology annotation, molecular function: transmembrane transporter activity.
AUGGGAAUUCGCCCUUUGGUUAAAAGAGGCCGCGCCGUCUUCCGUCACUUUCGUGGUGAUGAGGCCGCCAGCUCCUCGGUCGAGCAGAGCUCCCUUGAUCAAUCGGCUGUCGUCCAGAGCACUACCGAGGGCAAGUCUGAUACCGAUGCCGAAAAGGUGCCGCCUGUCUAUAAUCAGAGUGAACCCGAGUCGGACUCGGACAUGCCCAAUGCCGCCGCCCAGCAUGGUGUUCGUGAUGCCGAAGCCAUCACCCUCACCUGGUCGAAGGGUACCCUGAUCUUCGUUUUCAUGAAUAUUUGGUUCCUGUACUUCGUCAACGCCUUCCAGUCCAGUGUCUACAAUAGCUUGAGCACUUAUGUCUCCUCGUCAUUUCAGGAGCACUCUCUGUCUGGUGUUCCCACUGCUCUUGCCGACGCCGCCGCUGCCGCCACCUACUUGCCCGUCGGACGGAUGAUGGAUACUUGGGGCCGUGCCGAAGGUUUCCUCGUUAUGACCAUCUUCGCCACCAUUGGUCUUAUUCUCAUGGCCUCGUGUGACAGCUUCCCUAUCUACUGUGCCGCCAUGGUAUUCUACUACAUUGGCUUCGGUGGUAUGGAGUAUUCCAUUGACGUGAUCACUGCCGAUAUGACCAAACUGAAGAAUCGAGGACUGGCUUAUGCCUUUACCUCCUCUCCCUAUAUCAUCACCGCCUUUGCUGGUCCUAAGGUGGCUGAUCGCUUUUACUAUGAAGUCAGCUGGCGCUGGGGCUUCGGUUGCUGGGCGAUCAUCUUCCCCAUUGUCGCCGCCCCUCUGUACUUUGUCCUGAAGUCCACUCUCCGCAAAGCCGAGAAGCAGGGUCACCGUAUCAAGGAGCCCAGUGGACGUACCAUCUUCCAGAGCAUCAAGUACUGGGCCUUGGAAUUCGAUAUCAUCGGUUGUUUCAUUUUCACCGCUGGUCUGGUUCUGUUCGAGGUCCCCUUCGAUAUUGCCACCGAGGCCCCCGAUGGGUGGAGUACUGGUUAUAUUAUCGCUAUGCUGGUCGUUGGUUUCUCUAUGCUGUUUUUCUUCGGUAUCUACGAGGCUCUCAUCGCGCCUACUCCACUGUUCCAAUGGCGUCUUCUGACCGAUCGCACUGUGCUGGGUGCCUGUCUCCUGGAUGCCACUUAUCAGCUUUCCUACUACUGCUGGAACAACUUCUUCCAAAACUUCCUGCAGGUCGUCUACGAUCUCACCAUUGCCGAAGCUGGAUACAUCUCCAACACUUUCGACGUUGUGUCGGGUGUACUCCUUCUGCUUGUCGGAUGGUCCAUUCGCAAGACCGGCCGCUACAAGUGGCUGCUCUACAUCGCCGUUCCUCUGUAUAUCUUCGCCCAGGGUCUGAUGAUCUACUUCCGAAAGCCCGGCAUGCGCGUCGGCUACCAGGUUAUGUGCCAAAUCUUCAUCUCCAUGGGUGGUGCUGUCUUCAUUAUCGUUGAACAGCUGGCCAUCCUGGCUGCUGUUGACCACCAGCACUUUGCGACCGCUCUGGCCCUUCUUAACGUCGUCGGUACCAUCGGUGGCUCCGCUGGUUACACUAUUUGUACCGCUAUCUGGACCAAUACUUUCUACAAGGCCCUUAGCAACUACCUUCCCGCGGAGGCUCAGUCCAACAUCGACAUGAUCUACGACGACAUUAACACUCAACUUGAAUACCCCGUCGGAAACGCUACCCGCACUGCCAUCCAGGCAGCUUACGCCUACUCCGAGGUCCGUCUUCUUGCUACUGGUGUGGGUAUCAUGGCUCUGGCGAUCGCCUGGACCAUGAUGAUCCGCAACAUCGAUCUUAAGAAGGUUCCCCAGGUCAAGGGUAUGGUCUUCUAA